This is a messenger RNA of Lymnaea stagnalis (great pond snail), 1035 nucleotides long. The record is from the annotation of a GenBank genome assembly. NCBI's taxonomy places the organism in Eukaryota, Metazoa, Mollusca, Gastropoda, Lymnaeidae.
AUGGAGUAUACGACUGUUGUUGACAAGCUGGUGCAAAGCGAACACUCAGAGCCCUUGUUAAGCAAUGAGUUGAUGGCUCUUAUCAACGUCAUCAGUGGGGCCGUCAUGGGGGCCAUCGCUUUCUUCGGGGUCGUCUUCAACAGUGUCAACGCCGUGGUUUUCUUCAAGAUGGGUCUCCGCGACCCCGUCAACAUCACGCUCCUGGGCUUGUCUCUCGCCGACCUGGGGUCGUCCUUGAUACUUCUGCUGAUGAGCUGCUUCAGCUACCCGGACCUGGUCCUGGAUUACCUCGCCAUCCCGUACCUGAUAGGAUGGCUGCAAAUCGGAUUUACCCGCAUCUCGAGCUGCCUGACAGCGUUCAUCACACUGGAGAGAUACCUCUGCGUCGCUCUGCCGCUAAGAGUUAAAUCCAUCAUCACCCCGGCGAGAACCGCUGCCAUAGUCUCCGGGAUAUUUUUUUCCAUGUUGUCCAGCCAGAUCCCUCCGUUUUUUGCCAGUAAGGUCGUAAGCAUACCCAAUGGCUUAACGAAUGGAACAAUGAUGACGCUCAUGUACGCCCCGAACGGACACGACCUGGAAAACGUCUCGGUGACCAUAAACAACGUGACCCUGCUGGCGACUUUCCCGGGCGUCAUCGUCUGCACGGCCCUUCUGGUCAACGAACUGCUCAGGAAAACGAAAUGGCGCCAGGUCAACUCGUCGUCGGCGCAGAACGACACGAUGACCGUCCGCGACCAGAGGGUGGUCAAGAUGAUCACCUCAAUCUCCACCAUAUUCAUCCUGAGCUACCUCCCCGUCGCCAUGGUGACAGCGACCAUGCUGGCGUACCCGGACUUCAGCGUGACGGGACAGCACAGCAACGUCUUCACGGUCGUGUGGGGUCUCACGUUCCUGGCAGAGGGCCUCAACGCCACCACCGGGAUCUUCGUGUACCUGAAGAUGAGCUCCAGGUUUAGGUCCGUCGUCGUGGCAAUGUUUAGAUUAUCAGCUGAAGGUCACGGGUCAAUACUCCACUCAAAACAAUUUUCUGAUUAG